Molecule: messenger RNA, 1270 nt
Organism: Erigeron canadensis
Lineage: Eukaryota; Viridiplantae; Streptophyta; Magnoliopsida; Asterales; Asteraceae
Product: 2-C-methyl-D-erythritol 4-phosphate cytidylyltransferase, chloroplastic
Exons: 11
Coding region: 87-1025 (312 amino acids)
Biological process (GO): isoprenoid biosynthetic process
Molecular function (GO): 2-C-methyl-D-erythritol 4-phosphate cytidylyltransferase activity
Source: RefSeq, a predicted model, not a curated record
AUAUAUACACAUCAUCUAUAUACCCAUGAGAGCCUUGUGUCUUAUAUUUUUCUCCCCAUUUCCAAGCAGUCAUUUGCUAUUAUUCUAUGACGAUGAUUGUUGCUCAGGUCAUCUGUCCGUCGUCCAUAACUCCCCAACAACAAAUUAAUACUCCUUCUAUCUCAACAUUAAAAUGCAAAAUUCUUCCUUCAAAUAAUUCUUUAUUCAACAAACACCCACUUCGAUUGUGCUCAUCCUCUUCUCUUAAACAAAAAAGAUAUUCAAGAUUUUCAAUAAGUUGUUCUGUUGAUAAUGAUUCUACUGCUGCAAAACAGAGGUGUGUUGUUAAAGAGAAAAGUGUUUCUGUGGUUCUUCUUGCUGGAGGGAAAGGAAAAAGAAUGGGUGCAAGCAUGCCAAAGCAGUACCUUCCACUUUUAGGACAGCCGAUUGCUUUGUAUAGUUUCUACACUUUUUCAACGAUGCAUGAAGUUAAGGAAAUUGUUGUAGUUUGUGAUCCAUCUUACCAGGACAUUUUCGAAGACUCCAGAGGAAAGAUCAAUGUGGACCUAAAAUUUGCAUUGCCCGGAAAGGAAAGACAAGAUUCUGUGUACAGUGGACUUCAGACAAUCGAUAGAAACUCUGAACUUGUGUGUAUUCACGAUUCUGCUAGACCAUUGGUAACAUCCAGUGAUGUAGAAAAGGUUCUGAAUGAUGGGUUGCGAGUUGGAGCUGCAGUUCUCGGUGUUCCUGCUAAAGCUACUAUCAAAGAGGGAAAUAGUGAGUCAUUUGUGGUCAAGACCUUAGAUCGGAAAACACUUUGGGAAAUGCAAACUCCACAGGUCAUCAAGCCUGAUUUGUUGAAGCAAGGUUUUGAGCUUGUAAAUAGAGAAAACCUUGAAGUCACGGAUGAUGUGUCGAUUGUUGAGCACCUCAAACAUCCUGUCUACAUCACAGAAGGAUCUUAUACAAACAUCAAGGUUACAACUCCUGAUGAUUUAUUACUUGCUGAAAGAAUACUAAACACCACGUCGCCUGUGCCAGCAUAAACAUUCAUUUUCUGUGACCCCGUAAAUGUUAACUUGAGUUGAAUGGUGGUUGUGUGAUUCUCGAAAAGGCCGCACACAUUUUCCCCCCUGUAUCUUUAGUGUAAACCAAUUAACUUUACAUAUUGCAAUAUAAGAUUUUCAUAUUACUUUUUUGAAAUGUUUCUAUUAUAUUUUGUAAUAAUUCUAAGAUUGAGAAGGUUUGUAUCUUGAAUAAUGAAUAUGAUCCUCUAUCUGUUUUCCGUCAA